Molecule: messenger RNA, 3129 nt
Organism: Stylonychia lemnae
Lineage: Eukaryota; Ciliophora; Spirotrichea; Sporadotrichida; Oxytrichidae
Source: the annotation of a GenBank genome assembly
AUGGAAAAUUUAAUAAAAACUAAGAAACUUGAGACAAGAUUUUUUCUUAACUAGGCUAACAACCAGCCUAUUAAUGCAAACAUCAAUCAUAAUAAGCCAUCUACUUCUCAUUCAAAAAAUAAAGAGAGGAGGGAUAUUUUGAAUACCACGGCCCCAAUUAAUCUGCACAUGGGAUACAUGAAUCAAGGAAUAGGGCUUUCGGCAAAUAACACUAGUGCUACUCCAUCCUCCACUAAAAAUUCAUCAAUGAGGAAUUAAAAUUCUAACUUAAACCAAACGCAACAAAUCAAUUUGAAUAACACAACAGACAACUCUUUUGGAGGAACUAGCAAUGGAGGCGGCUUCUCAUUCUAUCCAUCUCGUUUAUCCCAUCAAAUGAACAAUAUGAAUGGAUCAGCUAUUCAUUCAUAGAAGCAUUAAUCAGCUGUAUAUUUCGUGCAAGGUAAAGCUCAGGGUUAAGGAACUUAGCAGAGACAUACUUCCCACGGAAAACGUAUUUAAAGUCAAAGUAGACAAAGUUAAAACGGUGGAAAUAACAUCAUAACUCAUGGCAGCUUAAUCAAUGGCUAGACACCUACCACCACUUCUGCUUCGAAUCAGCAGCAAGUCAUACUGAAUGGAUCAGGGAUAUCUACAACAAUGAAUAAUCAGUAAAAAUAUUACACCUAAAUGUUCAAUAGAUAAAAAUGGGCAAGAGGACUAGUCACUGAGGUCAACAGCAAGAAUAACUCACCAGCUGGUUCAUUCAGGACAAGUACAAAAACAUUUAACAUGAUGAAUAAUACAUAAAAUUUCCACCAGGAUGCUACAUUCAGAGUAAAGAAACAUAAAAAUAACAAACCAACCAAUUUCUCAGCGAACAAGACUCAAUCAAUUAUAAGCAAUCAAAAUGUCAACGCAAAUGGAUAAAAUAUGAAUCAAACUCUGGAUGAUCAGUAAUUUAAAUCAGGAGCAGAGACGAUGAAAAAGAAAAGAUCGCAAUAGCCAACUAUAAAUAUCAACAAUAACACAAAUAACCAAGGAAUAAAUAUAGUGCAAACAGAUGGUUAGGAUUAUGUAUAGUUUUUGGAAAAACAAAGAGGUAUAUUAUCAGAAGUAAAUAGCAAAACCGCAGGAGCUAGUAUUGUAAGUUAAAAUAGUGCUCAAUAAAAUGCAGUUAAAGGACAACCUAUUUAGAACAUAUCAAAUUAGUUCACAAUAAAUAACUUCUUCUUUUAGCCAUCAAGUCCAAAAGUCACCUAAGAUCAAAUUCAUAGCAAUCUUGAUAGAAAUAUUAAAACUGCAGGUGCCUCAAGAAGAGUAUCAUCCUAGGUCAAUUCUCCACCUGUUGGAACUUCUUAUGAUUUUAAUAAAAUAAAAAAAGACCUAGAUUCUGUCAGAUAAAGACAUGAGGAGGUCUAGCUUAAUAUGAUUAAAUAACAUAAAAGUAAUCCAAAUGGUGUAAACAUGGUGGACUAAUAACAUCAAGAGAAGAUCGCGAAUAAUGAUGAAAAAAAUGCAACUGGUUAAGGAACUAAAGAAAGUGAAAAUAUUAAGAAAAAUACAGAUGAAGUUCAAAAGUCAGAAGCAUAAUAAGAAGAGAUCAUUAUAUUUUCGGAAAAGCAUUCAUUAGAUGAUUAUGUAAUUGGAAAAUAAAUUGGUUAGGGAGCCUAUGCUACAGUACACAUUGGGAUGCACAAGAAAACAGGGAAGAAAGUUGCCCUUAAGAUCUAUGAAAAAGAGAAGAUGAAAGAAAUAUAGAGAAAGAAGUCAGUUCGAAGAGAGAUAAAGCUAAUGGAGAGAUUGAAUCACCCUCAUAUCGCUAAACUUUAUGAAGCAAUUGAGACGGAUGAUUAAGUAAUUCUCGUAAUGGAGUAUGUAAGUGGGGGAUCAACUCAUGGAUUCUUAAAAUCAAAGCCAAACAGAAGAAUGGAUGAGGAAGAUGCUCGAAGAAUAUAUAGAUAAGUUAUCAGUGCUCUUUAAUAUUGCCAUAGCAAGUGUGUAGCACAUAGAGAUAUCAAACUUGAAAAUGUCAUGCUGGAUUCUCGAGGCAAUGUCAAAAUAAUUGACUUUGGUUUUAGUACAUGCAUUCCUAAUGAUAAGAAAAUAAAAAUUUUCUGCGGUACUCCCUCAUAUAUGGCACCUGAAAUAGUGGCGAAAAAAGAAUUCUGUGGGCCCCCAGCAGAUAUCUGGGCUUCAGGAGUUCUCUUAUUUGCAUUCUUUUGUGGAUGCUUUCCUUUCAGAGGAUAAAAUGAUAAAGAACUUUACAAGAAAAUUAUGAAAGCAGAUCUCUUGGUACCAGAGCAUGUUCCAGCUGGUCCAAGAGCAAUACUAGUUAAAAUUUUAUAAGCUGAGGCAGAAAGGAGACCAUCAGCCGCUGAACUUUAUUGCGAUCCAUGGGUUUAAGGGAUAUCAAAUUAGACUGAUUAGAUAUUCGUCAAUAAAAAUAGAUCCUUCUCUACAAAACCAACUCAAAGCUCUAAUAAUCAAAGCAACGGAUCAAUGAUAAGUGUAAAUAAUCAGCUGAAUCAGACAUAAUACGUUGGAGCUGGUGGUGGGGCAGGAGCUGCUGAUCCUAAAAAUAACAAAGAAUAUUAGAGAUAAAAAGAAAGAAUAAGGAGCAGUUAAAACUAUUAGCAGCGAUAUAGCUCAGCAAACAAUCAUCCAAACAUAUAGUAGGUAAAUCAGGCAGCUGGUUUUAAUUAAACAGCUGUACUUUCUGAUAAAUAAAAGUAGAACCUUCAGUAAACCUAGGCCUAUAAUUCAGAGGCUUAUAAAGCAUACUAUAAUACAGCUGGGUCUCCUCAUGAUUCUAGAUCCCCUUCUGGCAGAGUAGCCACUGCUCCCCAUUAUCAGUAAUUCGUUGUCUAAUCUCCAAACAAUAGGUUAUUCUUCAAUUUUCAUCCUAAUUUCACGCCAUCAUAAGAAGGAGCAGCAGAGGGAUAUGCUAGUUUUCAAAGAUAAUAAAAGAAGGAUGGAGUCAUAGUUUAACAAACAAACCAAUUGAACAAUCCUAUUCAUCCAAGUUAUGUGCCGAGUAUCGUUUCAUCAUUUGCUACUUCUCCUAAAGGAAGUUAAAGUAAGCUUUUAAUUUGUAUUUCUUACAUUAUAAAGUUCAAAACAACUGGCUUUCCUCUGGAGUAGUGUUGA